AGGCGCCGAGGGCCCCGGGCUUCGAGGGUGGCCCGUCGGGGAGUUUGACUCCCCGGGGUCCCAGCCGGCUCCGCACGGCUGUUCGGAGGCCUGGCCUCUACCUGCAGAAGGCGCCGCCGAAGACUUGGUUCGUUCUGCUGCAGAUAUGGGGCGCAGAAAGUCAAAACGGAAGCCGCCCCCAAAGAAGAAGAUGACAGGCACCCUAGAGACCCAGUUCACCUGCCCCUUCUGCAACCAUGAGAAAUCUUGUGACGUGAAAAUGGACCGUGCCCGUAACACUGGAGUCAUCUCUUGUACUGUAUGCCUAGAGGAAUUCCAAACACCGAUCACAUAUCUAUCAGAACCAGUGGACGUGUAUAGCGAUUGGAUAGACGCCUGCGAGGCAGCCAAUCAGUAGCAAUUCAGAGGACCCACCCCCUUGGCAGCCCCGCUGCCGUAGACCAGCCCACUGGGUACCAAUCCAGAGACAUUCCUGAGGUCCAGGGUGUGGGUCCAGGGCCCUCGCAGCCCUCUGUGUGUGUGUGUGUGUGUGUGUGUGUGUGUGUGUGUGUGUGUGUGUGUGUGUGUGUGUGUGUGUGUGUGGAGUGGAUGUGGGUGUGAAUGUGUGGCCGCAAGUGUGACCAUGGGGGUGUGCUCAUGGGCAGGGGCUUGAGUUGAGUGGUUGCUGGGCUCUGGGGGCCUGAACUGCCUUCCUUGGCUCCAAAAGCCUUUGACUUGCUCCCUCUUUUGGCCCUUGUUUCUCCUGGCUCUGGGGCCCUGACUUUUCCAAGGACCAAUGUUCUGACAUCCUGUGUGAGAGCAAGCCCCGCAGAGACAGCCUCAGGACUCCAGCCUCCUCACCCACCUCCCAAACACCUUGCCCAUUUGAACUGGACUGCCCGCCCUCCUCUAUCUUCCAAGGACUGUGGCCUGAGAUUCAAAACCUCAGGUCCCUCGGCUGGGCCCUGGUAGGGUGUCCCUGGUUCAUGUUUAGUUGCUUUUAUAGAGGAGGGAGUGGCUGGAUUGGGGACAACUGUUGGUCAUAAGCCCUUAAAUAAAGCAGCCGAUGCAGACUCCUGGUUCUCUGGUUUUCUGGGUUCUGGUCAGUCCCCAGGGCUCAAUGAGUGGGGAGAGGGAAACCUGGCAGGCCGUUGGAAGUGGGGUUUGGUCAGUCCUUCAAACUGUCCAACACUUAUCCACUAGACAGCAUUCAGGGUGAAAUCAGGGCAGUGCUGGCCGCAAGGGACACUGAUGACCCAUAGACAUCUGGGCAA
Molecule: messenger RNA, 1253 nt
Organism: Molossus molossus (Pallas's mastiff bat)
Lineage: Eukaryota; Metazoa; Chordata; Mammalia; Chiroptera; Molossidae
Gene: ELOF1
Product: elongation factor 1 homolog
Exons: 4
Coding region: 146-397 (83 amino acids)
Biological process (GO): transcription elongation by RNA polymerase II
Cellular component (GO): transcription elongation factor complex
Molecular function (GO): RNA polymerase II complex binding
Source: RefSeq, a predicted model, not a curated record